CUUCACAAUGUUGGGCAGAACCGUGUUUUCCUAUAAUUAGGUUGGCCAUGGAGGCAGGGAGCCAGCAGCCACCUAUGGGCUCUGUCCACUAUGUGGCGCCAUGUCACUGCCACCCCCCAUUCUGUGGGAUGCUUUGUGGGAUCCAAUGAAGACAAUGUUGCCAUAAAUGGAGACGGCCAAACCUUGCUGCCCCAGGGCUUUUAUACCUCAUCCCUGGGCCAACACCGAGGGACAGAAGGUAGGGACCCAACCUCUUCUGUGGGCCCUGAGCCCAUCAUGGCCAACAGACUCCUUUGCUGGGUCUCCAUUUUUCUCCUGGGAGCAGCUCCCACUGAAACAGGAAUCACUCAGACACCGAGAUACCUGGUCACUAAGGCGAAGCAGGAGGUGACGCUGAGAUGUCAGCAAGAUUUGGGGCAUAAUUACAUGUACUGGUACCAACAGGAGCCACAGAAAGGACCCAGGAUAAUGUUUUAUUAUAGUUUUAAAGAGCUGAAUUUAAAUGAGACCGUUCCUCCAAGAUUCCAACCUGCAUCAUCAGGGAACGGUCAUUUGACCCUCAAAAUCCACCCUGUGGAAGCAGAAGACUCAGCCAUCUACUUCUGUAGCAGCAGAGACACAGCCUUGCAGAGUCAUCUCCCAGCUGUGCAGAAACCUCCUGUCCCCGGCAUAGGAAGAAAGGAGGGAGGGAAGUCACCACACCAGACAGUUGGCUCACAAUGGGAACUUCUGGAGGGAAGAGGGACUCUCAUAACCAAGAGAGUUUUCAAACAAGCUCUCAUUUCUCAUAUUGGUCUAAUACACAGUUCUGUUUUAUUAGAAAAUGCCAGUCUGCAUUGGCAGGAGAUCCUCACUAGAAGCCCCCUACUCUGCUGAUGUCAGAGGAAUAGUUCAAAAUAAAUAUAAAUUUCACUCAUUCA
Messenger RNA from Antechinus flavipes (yellow-footed antechinus), 920 nucleotides. RefSeq lists its product as uncharacterized. The transcript is spliced from 2 exons. The coding region runs from base 91 to 876 and encodes 261 amino acids. Lineage: Eukaryota; Metazoa; Chordata; Mammalia; Dasyuromorphia; Dasyuridae. Gene Ontology annotation, biological process: cell surface receptor signaling pathway. The record is from RefSeq and is a predicted model, not a curated record. Gene Ontology annotation, cellular component: plasma membrane.